AUGGAGUUAGCUUUGCAGAACACCCAGAAAGACAUUCACAUACUCACAGACAGUCUCAGCGCUCUGCAAGCCCUCAAUCAUCCACAAUUGAAGAUCAAUGUAAACAAAUAUCUACUGCAAGUUCGUGAAAAAUAUAAUCACUUCAACACCCUUACACCUACGUCUCGAGAAUUGAAAUUCUUCUGGAUACCAUCUCAUAUGGGAAUUCCAGGAAACGAAGAGGCUGAUCGUCUAGCGAAAACAGCAACUGAAGUGAUACGCCCUGAAAUCUCCAGCCUCCCCUUUACUGAUUUCAAAGAGGAAUUCAGAAGUUUGUCAAAAAAGAAUACAUCUCAACAGCUGAAAGAAACAGGAGCCAUGAAGGGCAAAGUAUAUUUCAGGGAUUUUUACAGUAACUCUGCUAAACCCUGGUUCAGGAAGUUCAAAAAACUUCGACGAAACACUGUAGUUUGGGUGAACAGAAUUAGAGCCAAUCACUACAAUCUGAAAGCCUCACUGGCCAGGAUUGGGGUGGUGGACUCUCCUUCAUGUGAGUGUGGAUAUCCGGAGCAAGAUGUGGACCAUUUAGUCUGGCAAUGCCGACAGUAUGAUGAACAAAGGAAGGAACUGAUCAGUAAAAUCAAAGGAAAGUGUCCAUUUCCCACUUCAAUGAAUCAUAUUGUGUAUAUGCUGGAUCCUAUUGUUAUAAAAUCUAUUGAUAACUUCUUCAACCAAUGUAAUUUGAAAAUAUAA
Diachasma alloeum is the source of this 732-nucleotide messenger RNA. RefSeq lists its product as uncharacterized. The transcript has a single exon. Lineage: Eukaryota; Metazoa; Arthropoda; Insecta; Hymenoptera; Braconidae. Gene Ontology annotation, molecular function: nucleic acid binding; RNA-DNA hybrid ribonuclease activity. The coding region runs from base 1 to 732 and encodes 243 amino acids. The record is from RefSeq and is a predicted model, not a curated record.